This is a messenger RNA of Marmota monax (woodchuck), 11204 nucleotides long. Its product is annotated as ankyrin repeat domain-containing protein 33B-like. NCBI's taxonomy places the organism in Eukaryota, Metazoa, Chordata, Mammalia, Rodentia, Sciuridae. Gene Ontology annotation, molecular function: protein binding. The record is from RefSeq and is a predicted model, not a curated record. Bases 3427 to 4332 code for a protein of 301 amino acids. The transcript is spliced from 4 exons.
AGAGCCCCUCUCCCCCUCCUGACUCUCUGUUCCAAGUCAGCACUUGGGUCCUCAGGAGCCACGUUGCAGCCAGCUGCAGUCAGACCUCACACACGUGUACACACACUUGUAACUUGCACAACCAGGAUAAGCUUCCGAUUGUAAUCCUCUGCCCUUGGUCUGGCUAGGAGCUCCUUCUGUGUCCUCCUGGUCCUCACAGCCACCCUCCUGAGGUGACGUGUGCUCCCUGUACUUUCCACGGAGACCCAAGUGUAGCAAGGAGGAGGGAGCAUGUUGCUUUUGCUUAUUGCAGUGGACCUGGCUCUCCUCACAGCCCUUCUUCUUGAAGGACUUGCUGAAUAAGUAUUUGUUUUAAAAGAAGAUACUGUGUGGAAUGGAGGAACCGAGGCUCACUUACGUGCCCCACAGCUACUGGGUGGGCAGGUCUUGAAUGAACCACGUGGUCAAGGCUGCACUGGGGUUCUGUGAGCAGGCAUGACUGUCUGCGGUGUCAGCCCAGGUGGCAGGAAGCAGAGUGAGUGGCAAGCGGACUGGAGGCACUGAUGAAGGAACGCACUCCAGGUGGCAGACCCUGUGAGGGUGGCCCAGGCCGAGAAGGCCACCACUCCAAGCUGGGGCUGGGCCAGGGAGACCAGGCCAGUCUCCUGAUGAGCCCAUCUGAAACUUCAGGGGUAGCAACCCCAACAGGUGCAGGAGGGGGCCAGCCUCCCAGGCCAGAAGCAAGCACAGAGGGAGAGAAGAAAUGCACAGAGAUUGUUCUGAAUUGCUUCCUAAAGGGCUUGGCAAAUCCCGAGUUUCCUGCCAUGGCCCAGCAUUUUCCUGUGGGCCUCUGUAUUCCUGUGAGGUCCUUCCUUGGGAGCAGGGUACCGCCCCUCUUUGAGCUGGGCAGGCAGGAGGGAGCCGGGCAGCCCAGCCCCACCCUCCAUCAGUCUCCAGCCUGUCCUGCAGGCAGCCAGCUCUGCUCCUCCAUCUGCUCCCCCCCUGCUCUGGGGAAGAAUUCCUGGGAGAGUCCUGCUCUCCUUCUGAAGGGUGGGAUGCUGUAUUUCCAAAGCCGACAGUUCCCUCUACUGGCCUGGUUUGAGGAACUACAUUUUGAGCACCUGGAGUGACAGCAGUCAGGUUUUUAGGCAACCUAAAUUCUCUAGUCUUUUUAUUUUCUGUUUGCUUUCCUGGAAUCAAGGAGUCCCCGUUUCAUUUGUUACUAUGUUCUUAGUGACGGCACGAUCCUUACCCCCUAACCGGCCUCAGGAAUCGUUGAAUGAAUCAGUGAUUAGUUGUGUUGUCUUGAUAAUCAGAAACCUUUUAAUAAAUGAGCUUCUGCGUGCGAGGGGAGAAGCAGGAACCUUCCCGUCUUUUUCACUUGAUGAAUAUUUGUCACACUCCCCUGGGUGUUCACUAGGAGACUGCUGGUGACGUGGGGCAGUUUGUGGGAUGAUGGGGGAAAGCUGAGGGGUUCCCUUCUGUGGUUUCUGUUCCCUCUGAAGUAGGAGGUGAGUCAUCUCCUAGGAGAGGAGCUUGCCAUGAGGCAGGUGGCUUUAGACCGUAAAAAGUUCAAAAUUUCCCACAUGCUUGGUGGGUAGUCAACCAGGAAGCACAGGAGUGGGCCAGGCCAAGCGGCCCCUCAGGCUCGGGUACCAGGGACUUCUACCACCUCAGACGUGCUGUGGGUGGAGACGCCAUUGCCAGCUACAUGGACCCAGAGCCUGGGGCCGGGGUGGAGCCAGAAGUGGCUGUGGCUUUCCUCCUGCUCUUGCGCUGUGGCCUGUCCACUCACUUGGUUAGAAGCACGCUGAAUCAACUACUUGUCUCCCUCCUCCUGCCCUCCGGGUCUGGCCACCAUCCUCUGCCUCCUGUGUGCACCUACCCCAGCAUCCUGGUGACCUCCGGCCACAGGGUAGCGCUGGCGAACAGGAUGGAUAGGAUCCUCACCAGGCAGUGGCUGGGAAUCCUUGUCCCUGCCUCGCAUUCUUUUGGAAUGGCCCUGAGCUCAUUCUCUUCUUUAUAAAAACAGAUUUUAGAUUUCAGAACACUUUAGACUUAGAGAAAAACUGCAAAUUGUACAAAGAAUUCCUGUGAAUCUCGCACCCAGUUUCCUCUGUUGCUCAGAUCUGCGAUAGUGUAACGCUGUUGACCGAGGACUGAGCCUGUGGCCAUGUGUUGUUAUUAACGAAAGUCCCCUCUUUAUUUGGAUUUCCCCAGAUUUUCCUGUCCCCGGUUCCCAUCCGACAUCCCACAGCGCAUGUGGUCAUCGUGUCCAGGAGCCUCAGAUGUUCCAUUUUUGAUGUGUGUCUGUGUCCACAGAGGGAGGCUCUGGGCUCCAGCCCGGGUGCCGUGGUUGACAGGGUGGCUGUCAUGGGGAAGACAGGAGCCACUGAGUGCAUCCACAGGUUCUGGUAUUCUGUUCUCGUGAUGCUGAAGCUGGCGCCGGGCCCUGGGGGGAGGCCUGGGCCUCGGCAGGGAGGCAGGGUUCUCGGGGCAGCUGGCAGCCUCCAGCUCACUCAGCCCUCUCAGUCUGCAGGCAGAGUCUCAUUUCUGUCCCACCUCAGGAGAAUGAUGGCCUCACCUCGUCUCCCACACACACAGUGCCACCCAUUGGAGGCCUCUGUCCUGAAAUUGGAGAGUCUAACCCUGGGGGUCCUGGCUCCUCUAAGGCUGGGGGCUUCCUUGGGGUGGGGGAGAUGCUGAGUUAACCAGAGGAGUGCAGGGAAGUGUCCAUGACGUCCAAGCUUGUGGCCCUGACGUGGAGCUGGGCCUAACAGCGUUGGAGUGACCUGGGAGGCUGUUGGUAUGUAAGGACGGAUGUGGCUGCACACCCAGCACCUCCCCGGGGCUCUGCAAAAGGGACUUGUGCAGACUGCUCACAUCCCCAAGGGAAUGCUCACCAUCACCUGCAGGGGCCAGGAUGGGGCAGGCAGCUGAGGGGGGUGGCUAGCCAGGGCCAGGGACAAAGGCGCUGGGAGAGGACCUGUUUCCCACUUGGUGUGGUUGGUUCUGGGACAGUGCAGAAGGGUCCUCUAGGUCAGUAGUUCUCAACCCAGGUGAUUUACCCCCUCCCGUUCCCACCCUACCAGGGGACAGGUGGCAGUGUCUGGGCCCAUAUUUUGUUGCCACAGGUGGGGCAGGAGUUGGGGGUUCAUUGCUGCUGGCACUUCGUGGGUCGAGACCAGGUGCUGCUAGCCGUCCUUCAGUGCCCAGGACAGCUGCACCCCAGAGUGAUCCAACCCAGGAUGCUGUAGGGAAUCGAGCGGCUCCAGCUGGGAGCUGCCAGCGCCCGCCUGUGAUGACACUGCUGUCCCUGCCCAGCCUCCUCUGCCGCACGGUGGGACCCUGCACCACUCAGGGCACGCCACCAUCACCAACUACCUGUUGAACUAUUUCCCUGGUCUUGACCUUGAAAGGAGGAACGUGUUUGGCUUCACCGCCCUGAUGAAAGCAGCUAUGCAGGGCCGGACGGAGUGCGUCAGAGCCCUGAUGCUCGCAGGGGCUGAUGUACACGCCCGGGACAGCCGCCGUGGGAUGUCACCCCAGGAGUGGGCUGCUUACACAGGCAGGGUGGAGGCCGUCCGACUCAUGCAGAGGCUGCUGGAGCGACCCUGCCCUGAACAGUUUGGGGAGAAGUACAGGCCAGAGUUGCCGCUGACCCCGGAGGCGGUUCUGAAGCCUGCAGCCUCCAAAAACUGCUUGCAGAGGCUCGCUGAAUUCGUGCGGUCCGCACUGACCUCGCGCUCAGGCCGGGGCCUGGAGGAUGGGGGUGUCCUUGACCACAUGGUCAGGAUGACCACAAGCCUUUAUAGUCCCGCUGUGGCCAUCGUCUGCCAAACUGUGUGCCCUGAGGACCCUCCCUGUGUUGGAAAAAGGCGGCUGGCAGUGCAGGAAAUCCUGGCUGCUAAGGGGGACCAGGGCACCCUUGCCCAAGAGAGGGACGAGGCAGAAGGCGCUGAACAGCAAUUUCGGACUUCUGAGGUGGUGGGGGGCUCCGGAGAGGAGGCUCCGAGACUCAGUCCCCCGUCUCCCUACCUGCCAGGGGCCCAGGGGUCAGCCUCUGCCCGGCGGAAGGCCAGCCUCCUGCCCCUGCAGCUCCUGCGCCGGAGCAGUGUGCGGCCGGGUGUGGUGGUCCCCAGGGUCCGCAUCAGCAAGGCGCCUGCGCCCACCUUCCAGCCAGAGCGCAUAGGCCGCAAGGGCAGCGCCAAGGACAGCACCCACCUGCAGAUCCCCAAGUGGCGGUACAAGGAGGCCAAGGAAGAAAAGAAGAAGGCAGAAGAGGCCGAGAGGAAGCGCCAGGAAGAAGCGCAGAAGGAAAAGCGGGCGCCGCGCUGGAGGAAAAGGACGUGAAGGGGUCGGAGGGCCUGUGUGGGGCCAGCGCUGCGCUGCGGGGGCGCGGAGCCCCAGCGGGAGAAGGGCGGGGGCGCGACCUUGGAAAAGGUGGAGAAGCGCAGGGGAGGCUGCCCCCCGGCUGGGCGCUCAGAGGUGCGCCAGGCUCCUGCAGUGCGCUCCUCCAGCGCUGCGCCGCCUUCUGGGAUCCCAGGAAGUGGUCAAGUGUUCCCAAGAGGGAGCUGGGAACAGCACGUAUUGAUUUGCCUAACCCUCCUUCCUCUAGCAAUCAGUACACCUAGCGGGCAACACACCUAAUGUCUCCCUUUAGAGAACCUCGAUUAAGAAUUUUUAAAAACCAAUUUAUCAAAGGGUGUUUUUUUUUUUUUUUUGCAUAAUUUUGUACUUUUAAUCAUCAUUUACCAAUCUGCAGCAUUUUACAGGUGAUGGGACUGUUUGUAUUUAAGGCAGUUUUAAUAUAUGAGUCUGAAGACCCCUGGUUUAAAAUACUGUAUCUAGCAAUAAACAUUUGUGAGAGCUGUAUGAAUUCACACAAUUCAGCGGAUUCUCCCUCUUUUUGACAUUGGUUUUGGCUUUGCUUUUCCAUCUCAUUGUGGGUGCGCUUUGGCACUAGAUUUUCCUAUUUGAUUAAUUGAUGCCGAAUAUUUGUUUUUAUUUGAUGGAGGCAUUGACUUUUACAGCAAAAUGAUCAAAUGAAAUAGUUCAGAUUUCAGUGUCUUAUUUUAAAACUCUCUUGUUCAUACAGUUAUAAUAAUGAAAAUCAUUGUCGAAUUAUUAGGAAACAAUGCAUUAACUGCAUUUCUUGCUAGACUCAUUUUAAACAGGGGCUUUGGAUAAACUGCCUAGGAAAUCUUUUAUUGGAAAUAAGAGAAAAAUUGUCUUUUAAUAAGUGGGGUGGGCUUAGCAAAUGAUUACUGGAAAUACAAAAUUAAGUCAUACGUGCUCUUAGAUAAGUCAAAUCUGUAUAUCCUUAAAAUGUAAAAAUGCGGGAAAGAUAGGAUCCCAGAGGAAUGGAACUGCUGAAGGGGGCAGGAGGGUGAUUUUUAGGAACAGGAGGCUAGAACUGAGUUUUAAGCAAGCUUGUUUUGGGCAAAUUUCUAGGAGUAUUUGGCAUUUUCAGGCAGCCCUCUCAUCCAGGCUCAAGUGGAGUUUACUUUUAUUUCUCCUUUGAUGAUUGUCCCUGAUCUUCAGCACGUCCUUAUGCCAACUGUGUAAGAUGUCCAGGAUGUGGGGACUUUGGCAGGACGCAGAUGUGAGUUGCCUGGGCCCUGAGCUCUCAGGGGGAGUUUUCUGUUUAUGCUUUUAUCUCCAAAGACUGAGAAAUUCUUACUGGAUCUUAGAGUGUCUGUUACACAUGCACUUUAUUUAAAUAUUUAAUUGAAAUACUGGGAACCAUGGAUUUAAAAACUAUCAUAGACUGUUUGGAAGCUCUUUACUAUAACCCUGGAUACAUGCUAUCUGUCUCGUGAUGCAGGCAGUGAGUGGCUCUGGGUUCUCCUUGUGGCUUCCCAUCAGCACCUUCGGGAUGUUGAGCAAUCAGGGAUCUCACGCUAGCCCGUCCUCACUUAUCAGAUCAUAAGGCUGUGUCCAGGCUGAUGGAGAGACUGGUGAGAUAAAAAUACCGUGUUUCAGAAUCAGAUUUUAGCAUGUUUCUCCUUAAUCCCAGAAAGACAUCAAGAUGAAUGCCACAGAAUCCUGGACCCACCUUUAGAACUACGCAUAUUAGUUGAUUGUGGUUCACCCCUGUGGCUUGGAAGGUGGAUUUGACCACAUCUCCUUGACCUCAGUAAUCUUUGGAGGUUGUCUUUUCUGGGUCCCUGGCAUUGUGGCAUCUCCAUGCCAUGUCUAUGGAAUCCACAGCUUCACCUAGCUUGCCACAAGCUCCUCCCUCAUCAGCUAAGCGCCCAGCCAGGCAGUGCCAAAUGGCCUCUAAUCCGUGGCUUUCAACACUGGGUGCCCUGAGGACCACCAGGCAGUUUGUCAACAUUUCCUGCCUUUACCCCUACUGCAGAGGCUGGCACUGUGUUGGUCUGGGGGAGAAGAACCCCAGUGUUUGAGUUCCCAGGAGAGUACACUGCAGCUUGUGUUGAGAACUGCAGCUUCUCCUCUCACUUGGGGGUUGCUCUUCCUGGACACCCAUCCUGAGCUCCCACAGAAGGCUCUAACUUUGUAAGAAUGUCAAAUUAUCUUUGGAACAGCCAGUGUUAGGCAGUGUCUGUUCUGGCUGAUCCGGCAUCUGCCUGCCACUGCAUUGCCAAGUAGUCCUGCUUCUAACCACCGUGGGACCUGUGCACUGGGAAUGGUAUGGAGCCCCGCACCCCGUCAAGCCGUGUCUCUGCUCUACCUGAUCAGAAGUGCACAUUCCUGGUCCCACCGGCCCCCUACCUCACACGACCCAUUGUCAGUGUCCAGUGAUGGGUGGACUGUCAACAGCGGGACAGGUGGUCUCUUCAGUUUCUGUUCUGGGGCCUCCUCUCCUGUUUGUGCCAGCCUUGACCAGCUGCACAGGACGCACCUGACCAGCAUGGGGCUUGGCCAGCAAGACUGCUGGUGUCCACAGGACAGCUCCAGAGAUACAUGUGUUUAGAAAGUCUACCAGGCCAGCAAACUGGGGUCAGCCCAGCAGUUUCUUUGGCAGACUUGAAGGUGAACCCACCACGUUCCCUGUUCCAUGGGAGUGGCCAUGACCUGGUGGGCUUCGUGAAGUAAGAAUGACAGAUGCGUGGGGGAGCUGACUGGCAGGAGGGGAGCUGAGGUGUACCCCCAGACAGAAGAACUUGUCUGUGAAGCCCAAAGGACUCAAGUGCAGGAAGUGUCCGUGCAGAGCCUGGUGCAAACUCUCACCAGUCCCUCUCUCCAGAAUCAAAUCACUGUGGGCUGCCUGGGGAGGCCCUCUCUGGGGUGUCCUUGGGUGGGGUCCAGGUGGCUUCUGGACCAGGUGCCCAGCACUUGUCACUGUGGCUGUGUGGAAGCAUAUUUGCCGGCAGAGUUUUCCUUCAAGGACAAUGUCUCUCCCCUCUUUCCUCUCUCUAAGGAGGAGGCUUUUGCUCUCGUUUUCUCGGCCUCUUUGGAGUGGGCUACAGGACAGCCAGUGGACACUGUGCCCAGGCUUGGGCAGGCGGUGCAGGAGGUCAGGAAGAGAAGUCUGGAUGCUUCUCAGCAGGUGGCCUUUGGAGUCUCUCAAUUUGGGGAUCUGUGGGAGCACAAGGACAGAUAUCCUCAAGUGGGACCCUUCUGCCCAGGCUUGAAAGUGUCACUGCGAGAAGGGUGGGGGAGGCAGGUGGGGGCAGCAGCUGGGCUGGUGAUUAGCUCCACCGAGAGAGUGAGUAAGCUGGGUCACCUUGAGGAGGCUUGUGGGGCUCAGUGAGCCAGUCCCUUCUUAGGCAACAUUGUUAGGGUGACCUUCUCUGGGUAUGGGAUUCGCAGAGAAGACAUGAUCGUCUGGUCCCUGAGGCGGAGAGAAACCGCCCCUGGUCUCCCUGACAGUCCAGCUGGUGUCAUUUGUGUGUGUUUUUACUGCUUUGAACAGCGGCACCUCGUCACUGAGGCUCCGCCCUCCAUUUAUCAUCAGGUGCUGAUGGGCGAGGACCCACCACAGUGUCCCCUCCAGCUUCCACACUCCUUCCCUGAAGUCCUCUUUACCUUCUCUUUAGCUCCCCUUCCUUUUCUUUCUUGGCCUGUUUUCUUCUCCCAGUUUGGUUAAACUCCUUGCUCAUCUUUGGCACCAGCUGUCCUGAAGUCUAAAAAAAUCAGAACAGGGGUUCCUGAGACGCAUUAUGGUGGCCCUGCUGCACUGUCAGGUCAGGACCUCUGAGUCCCCAAGAAUGAGUGAGCAGCAGACCCCGCCACUCCUGUGCUGGGCUCCCGCCUCAGCACCCAACCCCUCCCGCUUUUAGGAAGGGUGGCCUGGUCUGCUCUCCUGACAUGGGACAGCACAGAAGGCGCAGGCUUGGGGCCUCUGCUUGCACCCAGGGUGUUUAUUAACUGUAAAUAGCGAAUUUCAAGUUGACAGGUAUCUUCUCAGGGAUUUAUAUAUAAAUAUAGUUAGGAGAACGGUGAAGUAUAUUUUAAUACGUUUUAGAGCUUGAGUAAAUUAUGAUUAAACUGGACAGAAGAAAUAUUUCGAAAACAUUGUUAAUGCUGCUGAUUUUAAGUGAGGUUUCUGGAACUUACCCCUCGGCAGAGAUUUCCUUGGUUACUGGAGAUUGGGGGACCCUGGCAGAGGAAUUGGCUGUGGGGUGGCUGUGAAGUCGCUUCUGUGUGAGAAGAGGUGGCUACUUGACAACGCUGAUGGGCCCUGCAUGACUUCUACCUCUAGAGCUGGCUGCGCCAGGUCUGACGCUGCAGGUACACAGUGAUGCUGAUGCGGUUUUUCCCAUUUGCUGUGUGCUUAAGCGUCCCGCAGGCUGCCCAGCACCAGCCUACCAAGAAGGAGUAGGGAGAGUCGGAGCUGCUCCUCUCUGCUUGCUGUAGAGAAGUGCCCACGUCACAUCAUGGACAUCCUGGGAAUCACGGACAUCAUGGUGCAGCCUCUCGGGCUACCCUAGCAGAUUCCCAGCAGCGCUAGAUACCUCAGAAUUGCAAGGCCAUCACCACCUCCGCUUUGGGCACUCCUGAGAUGACAGCUCAUUCCGUGGCUCAGGAGAGUUUGUGACAUGGGCUGGAAAAUGGGAUUUGUGAUGCCUCUGUCCGUUCCUUCCCAGCUGUCAGCAGGAACCAGACCUCUGGAGUAGAGGCUGCUGUGGGUGAGACAGAGGCCCAGAAGGGGCCCAGAUCUCAGGCCCCUUGAUGGAAAGACUACCAUCUCAGACAGUUGGGAAGCCACAGGACUCCCAAGUUCCAUGAAGAAAUGGCUCCUGGAGAGUAAAGGAGUGAGCCCAAAGCAGGAGAGGGUAGGAAGUGCCCUGCACGCUCCCCCUGUCCACACUAGCUAAAGCCAGAAGACCCUUUUUGUAUAAUUUGCCUUGACCUAAGUUUGCCCUGGGGAGUGGGUUACACCCUGAUGCGAGUCUCCAGGUGUACUACAGGGUCGGGCUGGCUCCUUGUUAACACUACGCUUGCUUCCCACUUGGGUCAGAGUGGUCAGGCACUACUGUGCACUCCCAGCACAGUUGGUCUGUUAUGUGAUGAAGUGCUUUUUCUUUACAGUACUUGGGAAGUCACCUAUCUUCCACGUGUUUGCUCAGGGUCUCGGUCUUGCACAACAGGUAGCUGUUUGAAUUCUGGACCCUGCUGCCUCGUUCUUGGUUUGCUGCCCACCAGAAGCACACAAGCCCCCCACUUUGAGCCAGGCAGUCACCUGGAGGGCCUCCGUCUUCUAGGGAAAGAAAGGAUGGAACAUUGAUCCUGUUCUUAUUAAGAUUCAUAGGAAACAGAAAGUAUCGAUCGUGAUAGAUCCUUACAACAAGCCAGUCACGGUUAUUGAGACACGUGGAACUGUCACAGCAGAUGACAUUAGCCACAAAGAACUUAGAACAAACCUAGUUCUUCCUAAAGUGCUGAUUGUUCAAGUUCCCACCUCUGGACACAUUUAGAACUUGUUUUAUGCACCUAUAUAAUAACUCUUGAGUCAGCGAGUCAUUUCUGUGCCCUUGGGUUCACAUUUCUUCAUUAAGAUUUUAAAUAAGUGGCUAAAAAAUGCCUCUGAUUUUUUUUUUAAUUUAAAGAAACGGGAGAAAACAAAACAAAACAACUACCUGCAUUGAUUGGACUGAUUUUCAAGGACAUUGAAUGCCAGUGCUCACACUCAGUUUCCUCACUCUGUCUGCAAUAAGACUUCUGUGCGAAGUGCACCCCUGUUGUGUGCCAGCAAGCACAGUGUGUGAUAGGGUGACUGUGUGCAGAGGUGACCAGGCACACACACGUGCACGCACACCAGGUACACACAGAUGACCUCAAGGGAGACCAGAUUGCCUGGAAAGGUGACAGUGGCUCCCAGGGAGUGUCUAGGUGACCCACUUGGUCAGAAGAAUCAUAAACCUGAGGGCUCCCUGGGAGUCCAGGUAACGCGUCUCUUUUUGAAAGAUGACCCAGGCAGUUUGAACAGAGCCACUUUGGCCGGGUCUGUGAGAUCUCUCUGCCUUGAUCAAGGCACCUGACCAUCCAUUACGAGUUCUAGAAGCUGGUUUGGAACCAUAUAACUAUGGUUACACUCAAUGGGAACCAAGUGCAUGAUACCACACUCCCAGGAAUGGUACCCAGCAAUCCCAGGAACCCUCGGUGGAUUCAGACUCUUGGUUUGAAUCAGAUUCUUCAUUCAAAUGAAGUGUUAGAGCUAAUCUUACUGGGAUUUUCUUUGCUCAGAUGACAGAUGGCGUUUACUGGAUGUCCCAGGAUCUGUGUUUUUAAGCAAUGGUGUCUUUGUGAUAGGUUAGGAAUGGAACAGACUUUUGCACAGGGUGCUGGGUUUCAAAUUUUGUCAUUUUGGUAUAAACGGGUCUUAGAACCUGUUUUCUGAAUGUAAAGCUAUUUUGUUUAUCAUUUCUAUAAACCCAGACUUGAUACUGUAAAUCUAUUGAAUAUGGAUAUAAUUAUAUACAUUUCAGAGUGUUUUAUUUUAAGGUGAGAGUUUUGUUACAGUUUAUAAGAGAUAUUUUCCUAUUUAGAUCUCAGGGCUAUCUUGGGACCUUCAGAUAAAUGUGACCCCCCCUCCCCAGCAGCUUCAAUUAUUGAUAUUCAAAAGGUUCAUGAUUUUUAAGUUAAAUGUGAUAUUUUCAGCAGAAAGAAUGUUUUUUCCUUUUUAACUUAUGACAAAUUCUAUUGAAUAUUUUAAGUCUAGAAAAAAGAUGUGGUAGUGUAAAAACAUGGGGAAAUUGUGGCAAAAGAAUUAAAACCACUUGCAAAAUAAACAUUCUCAUGUGACAUUUGAAUAA